UAUUGGUAUCCAAUGAGCACAAAUUGAUUUAACAACUUCAAAAUCCGUUGUCAUAGCCUGGGCCUGGCCUUAUCAAUGAUGUCCCCAGUCUUGUAUAAAUAGACCCCCGCGUUUGUAAGCCGGCAGCAGUUGAAGACUAGCUGUUCACGUGGAAAAGCCUUGGUCAGAAAGAUUAUUACUAUGAAGCUCAUCAUCGUCCUGUCACUGUUUUUGGGUGCUCUGGCACAGUGGGACCCAAACAACGUGUCCGGGCGACACACGGCCGUGCACCUGUUUGAGUGGAGGUGGGCGGACAUCGCAGCCGAGUGCGAGCGUUUCCUGGGGCCCUACGGCUUCGGUGCAGUGCAGGUGUCUCCUGCAAGCGAGAACCGUGUGUCCUGGGGCCGUCCGUGGUGGGAGCGCUACCAGCCGGUCAGCUACCAGCUGCAGACCCGCAGUGGGAGCGAGGCGGAGUUCAGGGACAUGGUGAAGAGGUGUAACGCUGCGGGCGUCAGAAUUUACGUCGAUGCUGUGUUCAACCAUAUGGCAGAGGGGUCAGGGUAUGGUACAGCUGGGUCCAGCUACAAUGGGUUGGAUUUCCCGGGUAUCUACAGUGCCUUUGACUUCAAUGAUGCCAAGUGCCACACCGCAAGUGGAGGCAUUGAAAGCUAUAACGAUGCCAACCAGGUCCGUAACUGCAAGCUGCAAGGAAUGGCAGAUCUUAACCAGGGCUCCGAAUACGUCAGGGGAAAGAUCUCAGAGUACCUGAACAAGCUCAUCGACGCCGGUGUUGCUGGGUUCCGAGUGGACGCGUGUAAGCACAUGUGGCCGGGUGACCUGCAGGCCAUCUCCGGCAGACUGCACGAUCUUUCCACGGAGUACUUUCCCGCGGGUACUCGACCUUUCUUUGUCCAGGAAGUGAUUGACGUUGGGGGCGGUGAGCCCAUCACAUCCGACCAGUACCAACACGUCGGCCGCGUCACCGAGUUCAAGUACUCAAAGUUCAUCGGAGAGGUGUUCAGGAAGUGGAACAACCAGAAGCUGAGCUACUUUUCUACCUGGGGAGAAGGUUGGGGCAUGCUGCCUUCUACUAGUGCUCUAGUCUUCGUGGAUAACCAUGACAACCAGCGUGGCCACGGUGCCGGCGGUGCCAGCAUCAUUACAUUCAGAGACUCCAAACUUUACAAGAUGGCCAAUGCCUUCAUGAUGGCCCAUCCGUACGGCUACACACGUCUGAUGUCCAGCUACUAUUUCGACCCUCACGCCACUGACCAAGGUCCUCCCAGUACCAAUGAAAACACCAACGGCGUCACCAUCAACUCUGACAGCACCUGUGGAGGAGACUGGAUAUGUGAACACAGGUGGCGGCAGAUUAGAAACAUGGUGCAGUUCCGUAACGUGGUGACCGGACAGAGUCUGCAGAACUGGUGGAGUAACGGGAACAACCAGAUCGCCUUCUCACGUGGCAACAAGGGCUUCAUCGUCAUCAACAACGAUGACUGGAACAUGAACGAGUGGCUGCAAACAGGCAUGCCAGCCGGAGAUUACUGUGACGUCAUUUCCGGCGACAAGCACAACGGCCACUGCACUGGCACGACCAUUACAGUAGGAGGGGACGGACGGGGGCAUUUCCACAUCUCCAGCCAUGCUGAUGAUGGUGUCAUUGCCAUCCACCAGGGUUCUAAGCUGUAAAAUUACAUGGUCCCGAAUAACAAUGCAUUUGCAUCACAAAUGAUUGCAACGCAUGAGUCUCAGUCUUGAAGUAAAAUAAAUCAUGGACAUGAAAUCGUCAUAGCA
Messenger RNA from Branchiostoma floridae (Florida lancelet), 1776 nucleotides. RefSeq names its product alpha-amylase 1-like. The coding region runs from base 181 to 1671 and encodes 496 amino acids. Gene Ontology annotation, molecular function: cation binding; alpha-amylase activity. The transcript has 12 exons. Gene Ontology annotation, biological process: carbohydrate metabolic process. The record is from RefSeq and is a predicted model, not a curated record. Lineage: Eukaryota; Metazoa; Chordata; Leptocardii; Amphioxiformes; Branchiostomatidae.